Messenger RNA from Octopus sinensis (East Asian common octopus), 405 nucleotides. Its product is annotated as histone H2B-like. The transcript has a single exon. The coding region runs from base 34 to 390 and encodes 118 amino acids. Gene Ontology annotation, cellular component: nucleosome. NCBI's taxonomy places the organism in Eukaryota, Metazoa, Mollusca, Cephalopoda, Octopoda, Octopodidae. The record is from RefSeq and is a predicted model, not a curated record. Gene Ontology annotation, molecular function: DNA binding; structural constituent of chromatin; protein heterodimerization activity.
CCCUGAGCAGUUCUCUGUUAAUAUAUAACUACAAUGCUACCAGCUCCUGCUGCACCUUCUAAGGGGGCCAAGAAGGCUUCCAAGGCUAAAUCUUCUCGGGCUUCGGGUGAUAAGAAAUGCAAGAAGAAGAGGAAGGAAAGUUAUUCCAUCUACAUCUACAAAGUGUUGAAACAAGUCCACCCCAACACUGGUAUUUCCAGCAAAGCUAUGUCUAUCAUGAACAGUUUUGUCAACGAUUUGUUCGAAAGAAUAGCUUCUGAAGCCAGCCGUUUGGCUCACUACAAUAAACGUUCAACCAUCAGUAGCUAUGAGGUCCAGACUGCUGUCCCUCCAUUCUAUUUCUUAGCAAACUCUCUUUCUCUUCGUCUCUUACUCCGAAAGCAGCCGUAGAUGGCAGCACCAACA